Stomoxys calcitrans (stable fly) is the source of this 7156-nucleotide messenger RNA. RefSeq lists its product as uncharacterized. The coding region runs from base 286 to 6957 and encodes 2223 amino acids. The transcript is spliced from 6 exons. Gene Ontology annotation, biological process: regulation of gene expression. Gene Ontology annotation, cellular component: nucleus. The record is from RefSeq and is a predicted model, not a curated record. NCBI's taxonomy places the organism in Eukaryota, Metazoa, Arthropoda, Insecta, Diptera, Muscidae.
UUCAUUUGCCCAUUUCUCAAUCCCAUUUAUAUGAUGAACCAGAUAAUGUGGCAACUUUUUUUAUCUCUGUUAUACACACACAUCGCAGUUGGCUGCGCGGAGCAUUAUUUUUGUUUUGUUUUUUUCUCGCUUACAUAUUGGCAUUCAUGUGCUUUGGUAUCAGUCUAUGCAGUGUGUUUGAACCGUUCGGUUCGGUGCAAGAAUUUAUUUCGGUGUUGUUUCCCUUCUUUUUGCUUUGUGAACUAAAUAACAAAUUCAGCAGUCAAUUACGAAACAAUUUUAAUAAUGGAUAAUGAAGUAACUCAAAAGUUGGAUGAAUUAACCAAAUAUGUACCAUUUAUUGAUUUCCUUUUGGAAAUCGACAAAGAAAAAUAUAUCAAAUUUAUUGACAUUAAAAAAUGGAUUAUUACUAAAAAGAGAUAUCCUUUAAAAGAUCUGCAAAAGAUAGAGCAAUCGAUUAUUACUCAGUACAAAAAUAUUAUUUUAGAUAACAGGACAGUUCCACCUGAAAUAGCGCUAGUGUUUAGUAAGGAAAUCAAACAUGAAUUCAUCAAUCUCUGUGAUGAUUCCGAUGAGGAAGAUGGUAGAAGUCAUACAUCACCACUUCCUGCAAAAUCUGCCACACACAACACAAACCCUUCAUCUAGAAGACCUGCCGAUGAUAGUGACGACGAGGUAGAAAUUAUAUCCGUUACUCAACAACCCAAAAAAGAGCCAGCAGCAACAUCAGUCAUUAAGGAAGAAGAAAUCCAAUUCAAUCAGGCUUUGGAUGAUACAUCCAUUGGCUUGUUACAAGCCAUCGAUGGAUUGGGCGAAGAUGAUAACAAAAUUAAGUAUCCUCCAUCGCCGCCCAACAGUAGUGUAAAUGAUGAUGAGGAUUGUGAUGCGAAAUGCUCGGUAUUAUUUACGAGACGAGAAGGCCGCGGUGGUGAUAGAAAGACCCCUCUUGUCAAGCAAAAUGGCAAAAACAUGAAUUGCGAAAGCAACAUAAUGGAGGAACCUAUAUCACUCGACUCCAGUGAUGAUGAGAUGCCUCAAACCUCAAAUGGUUCGAGACAAGCUGAAGAAAGGCCACCUUUGGUGGUUAGAAGCGGUGAGAAAGAGACGCAAAGUAAACCGAAUAUAAGCGAUCGAUUCAAAGUCGAAGCUGAGAGUAAAUUACUGUUUACCCGACUCUCCGAGGCAAAGCAAAGAGAAGCGGACAUUCCCGCCAGCGUUUCCGGGCCUUCUACCCAAGAUAAUACUAAUGGUGAUAGCUCAGAAGCGAAAAUGGAUGCCACAAAAACAGAUUCCACUGCUGGUAAUUUGAAGGAUGAGGAGCCGAAAACAGCUUUUACCCUUUCCGGCCUGCUUGAUUCCAAAAAUUUAGACGGCCUUACCACUGAGGAGUUACUAAGCAGCAUAUCGAAGUUGGAUAACAAAAAUUCACACGCUAUUAUCUUUGCAGCCAUUUUAAAAUUCUUCCAAUCAUUAAAACCCGAUGAACAAGCAACCCCAGCUGCGCGCAAAGGUGAUCUGGAGAACGCAGCACAAGCUGAUACUGCAUUUAAGCAACCGCCUGCUGCCGUUUCUCCAACGCCAAAUGUGAAAAUUUCACAAAAUAAACAAACUUCGGAUUCACCACCUCCACCUGCGCCAUCUUUAUGGCAAUCUGAACCCGCAGCGCCUAUUUAUCCUAAUGGUUGUGGCACAUAUACGCAACCAAUUGCACCAGCUCCCCCAACACCAGCGCCAGUCCCUAAUGGCCAUGACUACAGGCUUGCUGCCCCAUUGCCAGUUGCACCUGCUGCUGCUGCUAGCCAGAGAAAAGUCAAUAUGAACGAUCCGCGCAUAAGAAAUCUCUUAAACAAGCUUCAAAAUUCACCCUUGCUUACCCCCAUGGAAAGACAAAUGGCAGCAAAUAUGGGACAGCAAGCAUUUAUGCCACCAUUAACAAAUUCUGCGGCUCCGAAUUGUAUACCCAACCAGAUGGUUAUGCCCCCCAACAAUCAAUGCAUGCCAAAUCAAAUGGCCCCCAACAAUCAAUGUAUGCCAAAUCAUAUGCCCCCCAACCAACGAAUGCCUGCAUCGUCACAUUUUGCCAAUCAAAUGCCUCUUAACAAUCAACAUUUCUAUCCAGGUCCCAUGUGGGCUAAUCGUCCAGUCUUUAAUACAGCCCCUAAUAACAUCGGUCUGAAUCAGUGCAACAUUAAAACGUCCACGGGACAAAGCACCGGCAUGACAUAUGGCGAAUAUAAAAGAAAAAAGGAACAGGAACGUUUAGAGAAACUGCAACGGGAGCAGAGAAUCCGUCAGGAAAAUGAAAGAAAACGCUUAGAGUUGGCCAAGAAAAGACAGGAGGAGGAACAAAGACGGCAGAAGGCUGUUGAAGAUGCGGCCAAACGUGAUUCACAAAAACAGACCGACGAAAUUCGCUCCAUACUGAUGAGCACUUUGGAACCACAUGCCACUUCUAUAGCCACUUUGUGGAAGGCAAGUCCUACAAAGUCUUCCAAAAAUGCUGAAGACUGCGAAAAAGUUGGUCAACCUCAAAACAAAGCUAACGAGAAAACUGAACUAACAAGCUCUUCUUCUUCCGGUGAUAAGGGAAAACCCAACACCAACCUAAAACAAGGAAAUGGCAAAGCACAAGCCGCAGCCAAAUCAAAGCAGGAAAAAACAAUGGGAAGAACAAACCGUCUUUAUAAGGAGCUGGAGUGCACAGUUAAGGGAUUCGAUCAAUUAAGUGAUUACAUACCCAUGACCAUAGGUGGCAGACGACGUUCAAGUGUCCAUGCUCGAUCUGUCAUAUCCGAGCAAUUAAAGUCUUUGGAUGACACUGACAUUAGCUCAUCGCAGUCUACAAAUGAUGACAAUGCCCCAAGCACUUUAUUAGGGAAACGUAGGACCAGCAUAAAUUCGCGUUCGGCUAUGCUUGAGCAACUCACCUCCCAGUCGGAAGAAGAGGCUGCCGCACCACCAUCUACCACCCCAGGCAUACCAAAGCGAAGGAGAACUAUUUGUGAGCAGUUGCCCACCAGGCCGCCCGAAUGUGAUUCUGAAGAUGAAGUGCUCUUAAUUUCAUCGUCUUCGUCGAGAAUGCGAAAAAAACAAAGAAUCGCUGACGACGACGUCGAAGACCUAGCCAUUGAUGGCAAUCCUCUGUAUAAAAAAAUUAUUCAAAACCAGCCCUGGGUUAAGUUAACACGUCUUUCAGAAGAUGAAAUCAAAAGUCAUCAAAUAAAACGACGACAGGUGGCAAGAAGGAGCAACAUUUUAAGUGUUCAGUUAAUCGCAUCAAAGACAACUUCCAUUGAAUCGGAAAAUAUACCCCCCAAGGCAUCGGCACCAGCCGCCAAAAAUCCACCACCGCCGAAAAGACUAAACAACGACUGCGAGAUGACGGAAAACAAUACCACAUUUUGUGCUUUGUGUCGCGCCAAACCGCAGGAUUUGACAAAUCAUUAUGUCCAGAAGCACAAGACGGAGUCCUACAUAUCGAGGUUGACGUGGUCGCACUUGGAUGAUCUCUGUAUAAACACUCCCUUUGCCAAAGCUAUCUCAAGCGGAAAAUCUACGGUGGUUCGCUACAAAAUAAGCUGUCCAUUUUGUGAGGAUGAGCUGAACGAGCCAUUUAUGAAUCUCUACAACCACUACUCCACGCAUACUGGGGAAUAUGCCUACCAAUGCAGCGAAUGUCAGUUGGCAAAACCGUACAGAGCCGACAUUCAGUCCCAUCAGCUACACUCCAAAAAAUCAUGUCGAAAAUCCCAACUACAGAUUCUGUACCGCUAUCCCACCAAUGCCAUGGUUAUAUAUCUCUACUACUGCACCAUUUGCAAUUUUGUGCAGCUAAAUGAAGCGAACAUUUUGAAGCACCUACGAGAGCAACAUGGUCAAAGACAAGCUAUACCCCGGAAUGUUAAAAGGUGUAUAUUGGCAGCUAUCAGCGAUGGCCCAGAGGAAGGUAGCGGGGAUAAAUCAAAAUCGCCCACACCUUUGCAGGAAAUUGAGACUGCCGCAGCCACACCUUCACCACCACCACAAUCACCACAAACACCACCACCAUCACAAGAAGUUGACAAUAUACUUGUGCGCAAUGAGGCCGGUGGCGAAGAUGAUCCAUUUGACACUGCUACUAUGACUCAGCUAAACAAGCAGCUUGGAGACAAUCAUACAGAGUCUCCUGGCGCCCGCAGUGAGCAGUCAAUGACAGUUAUUCAUGCGCAAACACCAAAUAGUGAUAAUAAUAGCAGAGCAGCGAACACAUCUCUGGGAUUUGGUGGCAGACAUAUACCCAUUUUAAUCAAAGAUGAAUCUAUCGAGAUCGAAGAAAAAACUGCCGCCUCACCCCUUAGACCCAGCGUAGGCGGCAAAAUUCAAUGCUCCUACCGGUCUGUAUAUCGAGAUUUUCCAAAUAACGUUAAAUAUUUGGGUUUAUAUAAAUGCCUAGCGGAUGACUGCUAUUAUUCAACAGAUUCUGCUACUGAAUUCCAAUGCCAUUUAGAAGAUCACAGGGGCCAGGAGUGCAUAACCAAUGAUUAUCUGCAAUGUGCCUACUGCAUUAGCGCCUGGAAUUCUCCACAGCAAUUGGUUCAACACAUUGAAGAAAAGCAUCAGCAUAUGAUUUUUCAAUGUUCCCUAUGUUGUUAUCGCAGUUGCGAGCCUUACAAUGUUGUUCUUCAUCAGAAGGAGAAUCACUACAGGGUGUUACAGACAUGCCAAGUUUAUAAGUAUACCGGUGUGGAUCCUGCGAUGAACAAGACUACGAAUAUCAGUGAGAAAAUUGCAGAGAAUGUACAAAAAUUAUCAUGUAUAUAUUGUAGCAAUAGAUCUUUCUACAACACCAAUAUUCUGGAAAGCCAUAUUCGAAAGGAUCAUAAAAUAGAUCUACAGCGACCAUUGAAGUACUCAUCUUGUAUCUACUGCCCCAUGAGAGAUUGUGAUGAAAAUUUGAUGCGAAAACAUGUGGCGCUAAAGCAUCCCGAAGAGCUGCCUUAUCUGUGUAGCCAUAACAAUGCGGUGGUGUCCAUUAAUGAGGACUUCCUGCAUAAUCUACAAACAUACAGCUUAAAUCAAACAGUGUCGGUGAUAGAAGUUGAGGCCACUUUAGAUGCUAUGCCCAAGAAGCAAGAAAUACCUGGCGAUAAUAUGGAUCAAGAUAUCAAGCCCAACCCUGAGGAGCUGCUUAAGGGCCAAGAAGACAUCGUCAAGACCCGCUUGCGUAAAUUAACCCAGUGCACUGGUGUGGCUCCCGACAGUUUAUACCAUUGCCCCGAGUUGACAUGUGGUGGUUUCUUUUCGAACUACGAUCUAUGGUUGCGCCACAUGCGAGUAAAGCAUCUUUGUAUGGAAUGCAAUUGUCCUCAUUGUAAGGAGAAUACAACAACACUGCCUUUAGCGAAAUACAGCAGCCAUUUUGAAGAGCAUCUGCGGCACACCUACAUCUGCUUCCACUGUCCUGCAACGUUUCGAAACCAACAGGAAGCCAUGGAUCACGCAGCCUCCAUGCACAAAGACUUGGGUCAUAUGCGGCUCGAGCAAAUUCGUUUCAAUAUCAGCUAUUCUUACUUUGUAAUCAUACAAAAAGAACUAUUGGUCGACCGGACAGAGUUCAUGGCAGCAGUGCUUAAUGUGCUGAACGAACGAAUUGCUGAGAUGGAGUUGAACGAUGCGAAAUCUUUUCAAACUCAAUGGUUGGUCAAGAGCCCAUAUCCAGCCUGGCUUGAGGAGUACAAAAUUGAUUCUUGCCGUUUGCCAAAGAAGAAGUGCUUCUGUGGCAACAACUGCGAUUUCACCACCACAGACUCUGAGCUGCUGCACAAGCAUGUGCGCGAAAGCCACAAAAUUGAGGGCAAUUCCUUUACAUGCAACAAUUGCGAUUUCACCAUAGCCCGUUGUCAACAUUGGGACGAGGUCAUCGAGCACAUCCAGCUGCAUUCGGAUAGCAGCUUUUUCAUAUGUGGUGCCUGUUUUGCUUUGUUCUCCUCCCGCCCUAAAAUAUCGCAGCACACCAGAGACCAACAUGCUGCACGUGAUGUGCCGCUCAUUAAACUGGCUUGGGUGAAUAGCGAACUUAUCUUUGGGCUAGCCAUAGUGUUCGCCAAUGAAUGUCUGUCCUUUUCGACAAUGCGAAAUUGUUUUUGCUGUGAAGAGAGUGGCAUGAAAAGCGACGCUUUCGUUCUGCAUUUGACACGGUAUCACAAUUUUGCUUUGAAUUACUACUGCGAAUGGUGCAACUACCGCAUUGAGUCACUGCAAUUAGUCGAACAGCAUUAUCGGGCAAAGCAUAGGGUGAAUAAAUUGAAAAUACGCUGCGAGUUAGCCAGCAAAAGAGAGGUUGGUAUAGUGUGCUUAAAUAACUUUCAAAUAAGCUUGGACCAGCGAGAGGAGGACAUAUAUUCAAAGAUAACCAUUAAAGAAGAAUGUGCCGAUGAUAGUGUGAUACUGUUGGAAGAUGACGAUAUAGUGGUGGAAAACUACGCAAAGAAAAAACAAGAACUGGAGGAGCACUCGGAAAAGCCCCGGCUAAAGUGCAUUGCUGUGAACAAUUUAAUGGAACCACAAACGAAUUCACUUGAUACAGGAACGCUGCGGAUCCCACCUCAUUUAAAAUUAACAACCGCAACGGUACCAAAUGUAAGGCCAACAGUCCCCCCAACAUCAUCGUCUUCACAACAUGUCAUAAUACCAACUGUCAAUAGCCCUCAAGCCGCCGCCUUAAGCCAUGGUGCCACUGUACUGAAUGCGAAUGUUGCACCAUUCAUAUCGAUCUCGUCCAUAGCGGCAAUCACUCAACAAUCUGUGGCCAACCACCAUGCAAAUGUUCCAAACUCUAACAUUCGCCAAAUGUCUACACCACUUCAGCAAACACCAAAUAGAAAUAAUAAACCAACCAAUCGUAUGCAAAUAGGAAAGCCGGCAGCUAACUCCAAAAAUCGCAAUUACAUUGCUCCUAGUCGUCGAAACAAAAGUUAGAAUAGCCUUUGCUAUCAGAUACGAAGAAGACAUGAGCAAUAAGUCAGCAAGGCAACUACAAGAUGAUGGUUUCCCAGUGGGUUUGUCGAAAUGUAUUUGAUUGCUCUGCACUUAACCCACCAAUGAAUGGAGAAUAGACAUCUUAAAUAUAAUCUUUAUUGCCAUGAUCUGUCAUGUGGCAUAUCUAGACUAAGUCAUA